AUGCCUAUCCCUCCACAAGUAAGGCAGCGGCUCACAAAUCCGGUCGACGCCUUUUGCGCCCGAGACCGCCCAGGAGAAACCCUACUGGUAGCAGCGCUCGAGAGUUUCCUGGUUUCGCAGCCGAUAUACGCGGAACCGUAUACAUCGGAUCUUCAACGCACCCUGUCGAUACGGUUGGCUUGCGCAACCAACAUCGAGAACGCAAUUCGCGAAGACUUGCCAGAUUACAAACUGACAGCAAUCCAUGCUGCAAUUAUCUUGUCGGUUCCCCUCGAUGAGCUGACCAAAGGCUACCUUGACCCUACAAGCCAAUUCAGACCACUACUCAAGACGUGUCUAGACGGCAUGACUUCUCUAGUCAAACACUUCCUAAUAUCUCAGAAGAGUAGUCUCGCGGACGCACGACAGGACAAUGAGAAAGAUGCAUGCGCCAAUCGAGACAACCAUGCCUGCAUUUUUCUGCACACAGGCAAAGGAGAAGUGGCACAUAUUGUGCCCAUUACUUGGAAUGAAAAUGCAGAUAAGAUUAAUGAGACCCGUUUACCUCUCAGCUGGUCAGGCCUUCUCUUCACCCGAAGCGAAUCAAAGCGAUUAAAGGACCUAUGUGUAAAAGAUGUGGGAUGUUCCGACAAGCGAUGGAACAUGGUCUACCUCAACAGGCAAAUCCACUUCUGGUGGACCCGAGGCUAUCUGGGACUGAAAUUCCAUGGUUGGGUGAAGGCCAGCGAUAACGACACAUCCGAAAACCCAGAGGUGAUUGUCAAGGUACAAUUCCAUUGGCUUGACCGCCGAACGCGCAAUGCCUCUGACGAAAUACCCAUUACGGGUGACGCUUCGAGUAUGAGGGCGAUGGCCGAGAGACAAAUGGCAUUCGAACAGGAUGGGAGCCCUUCUCAUCAGCGCGGCGAGGAAGGUGGCAUCAUCUCAGCUUUUCGGGUGGAUAUGUGCACCCCUAUCGUGUCAGGACAUAUUGCUGAAGUCAAGAUGCCUGAACAGGAUGCCCAGAAGUUCAAAGCACUUCUUGAACUACGGUGGAGUAUCAUACGCAUUGCCGCCAUGAGUGGCGCUGCUGAAAACCCCGAACUGUUGCCUGAUCCCGAGCCUGACUUUGACUGGUAG
Messenger RNA from Fusarium poae, 1119 nucleotides. RefSeq lists its product as uncharacterized. The record is from RefSeq and is a predicted model, not a curated record. NCBI's taxonomy places the organism in Eukaryota, Fungi, Ascomycota, Sordariomycetes, Hypocreales, Nectriaceae. The transcript has 2 exons. Bases 1 to 1119 code for a protein of 372 amino acids.